AUGACUCCAGCGGCCGCUGCUGCAGAGUUCCACGCUCCUUCCAAAGAGGAGCGGGCAGCCGGGCGUGCCUUGUGUGGAGGAUUGCUCUGGCCACCAAAGGCCCCUGGGCUUCCGGCUCUAUGCCCUGGACUCCCCGAAGCAGUGCCCCCGGCACUGGCGCUAGCCUUGCAGCGUGGUCUGCCGGACGUUUUGUUGUACAGAUGUUUCCCGCUCCUUGUGCGGGCGAAGCAGAUCGAAGACAAGGAUGAGAAGGAGGCCCAGCGUGCAUACGCGCCGGUGCUGGUAAAACUCAAGGCCAUGGGCUUCUUGGUGCACGAUUCACUUCUUCUGCCUGCAGAUGCAGCGGGCCAGCGCAAGCUCUUGCUGCUGGUGCAGCCAUCAGAGCCCUUGAAGAUUGCGCAGCUGGCGAAAGCAGCCCGCAGCCUCGAUGGGCCGAACCUCUCCGUGUCGCUGCAACCCCACGUACCGCCGGUCCUCAACAUCAAGGACGAGGCCUCCCGCCAACUCCACGUCGAUCACUGGCGCCAAGUCUACCUCGACUGCAUGAAGUUCUUUCCACGGUUCUUCCAGCCUCGCACGCGCGUGCUUGCAGUGCCACCGUCAACUGAACAGGAGGUAGAGGAUCUUUCCUGCCACCUCCUGUUGCACGGCUUUGCAGUGCUUUGCAUUGUCCACCCCACGUCAGAGAAGACACCGAAGGUCGAUGCGUGCAUCGUUGUGCGUGGGAUCGGCAUGCUACCAGCCGAAGGAGAUGGAGUGGCAUCCUUCAUUGAAGCCAACUUUGAUGAGAGCAUCGCCUUGCAGGCCCCGGGAAACCACACGGCACAUGCGCACCACAACUCCAGCAAAAAGUUGCUGAACACCCCGCAGAAGGAGCAUGACAAGAUGUUUGUCCUCUCGCACUUCUGGCUGCCGAUAUUGCUGGUAUCAUCGCUGCUAUUCGAGGCGCUCCACCUCAAGUGGUCGGAGGUGGAUUGGUCCCGCAGUGCGCAAAGAACGGACGCGUCUGAAGGGACAGAGGAGCACGUGGAUACGAGUUUCGCGGGCCUCACUGUGAAGCUGGUUCGAAGGGCGGACAGCCUGGCGAGGAUCUACUUCGAGGGGGCCGGUCGAGUCAAGGGCCGAUCCUACAUGAUGAUGCUGGUGUGCCACAGCCUCUUCGGCCAGUAUCUCAGCCUUGUCAAUUUCGACUACAUGAGCCGGCUCUUCGAUUUUUACCAGCAUCCCAGCCAAGCCGUCUUCGUGGCGUUGAUGAGCAACUGGUUUGUUCUGUAUGGAAGCAUGUGCCUGACGGCAGUGUACUCCCAGUACAUUGAGAGCAUGCUCUUCAUCCACUGGAAAGACCACAUGACCCGAUACUUCGAGCGGAUUUGGGUGCCGCACAGCUACGGCUUCAAGAUGAAAGAUGACAGCCGAGUGGAUAACCCGGACCAGCGAAUCCAGGAGGACAUUGGCAGUUUUGUGCCUUCCACAUACGACUUGACCAUGGGAGUCCUAGAUGCCACUUUGCAGCUGAGCAUUUACAGCAUCAUGCUCAUCCAGGUCCAGCCGAAAUCAGCUUUUCCUGGGCUUCUGUUUGGAAUUGCCAUCCUUUACACACUCAUCGGCUCCGUAGCCGUGCACUGGAUCGGUCGAGACCUUGCGUUCCUAUCUUGGCAAGGCGAGCGAUAUGGAGGCCACUUCCGUGCGGAGCUCCGGCGCGUGCAUGACCAGAGUGAGACGGUGGCCGCCCUGCGAUCUCAUGAGGCUGAACUUCAGCGCCUCGAGCAACGCUUCGAAGCCAUGAAGUGGAAUAAGUGGCAGGGCAUGAUCUUGAAGAAGCGUCUCGGAUGGUUCGAUCGGAUCUACGACCCGUUCAAAUCUGUCCUGUUUGUGUGCGUCUUGAUGCCGUUCUUCAUCAAAGGAGAGGUGUCCCUAGGCACUGUGAAGCAGUGUGAGAUGGCUUUGUCGCGUAUUACUGCUUCCCUCGGUUUCUUCAUCCACGAGUACAAGCACCUGGCUUCCUACAGGGCUCAAGUGGAUCGUUUGCUGCUUGCUUGUAAUUGCGGCAGAAGAGGUGGCUUGGUCACCCUGUCGGACCGGAGGUACAACUUUCGCUGCUGUGGUCUUGCAUUCAUGCAGGAGAAGGCGGGCACGACUUCCGACUCUCCAGGUGAGAGACAUGAGAGACCUGGUGGAAAUGGAGCUGCCGAAGAAGAGCUCGAUUUGGAGGUGGAUGCAUCGCUUCGACAGCACCUUUCCACUGGCGAAGCUGUCCCGGCUCCGCCAGCACGGACGGCGGAGGUUCUGGAGCUAAGAAGAGCUCGGGUCAGUUUGCCCUCGGGAGAAGUGUUGAUGGAAGCUGACUUCCGUGUGAGCAAAGGCACCAGCGUGCUCCUUUGUGGCGGCGAGGGGUCGGGCAAGUCAACCUUCCUACGGGCACUGGCAGGAAUUUGGCCUUUCACUUCGGCCGAGGAGGCCUCAGCGCCUCUGACUUCAACCGAUUGCUUCUUAAUUCCACAGAAGCCGAGGCUGCCCAUGCCCAUCACACUCCGGCAAGCACUGGUGUUCCCAGAAAAUUCAGGCUCCUUCCCCGAUGCAGAAAUCGCCACCGUCCUCGAACAAGUCAGGCUUGCUGAGCUGCUCGCACUGGGUCUUGACGAGCCCAUGGAUGUCAACACAGUUCUUUCCGGAGGUCAGUUCCAGAAGCUGAUGGUAGCGCACUGCUUACUUGUCAAACCGGCGUUCAUUUUGCUUGACGAGUCAAUGGCACAUCUCUCGCAACAGAGUCAACACCACCUGUAUGGCCUGCUUAUCGACGAGCUCAUCGGACCUGGACUUUGUGGACUGGUCAGCACAUGCCAUAACCCACAGGACCUUGGGCGAUAUCAUCAAGUCCAUUAUCGGAUCAGCCGCAAGGUUCGAGAGAGGUGCGAUAGCACUGGCAGCACUGGAUCUGGGUUCUGCACGCGCAAACUGGAGCUGGUGGAGCCAGGUGCGGCAGUGGAGGCAGAUACAACCAGCCCGGUACAAGAUGUGCACCGGCGCCUUGCCGAGCAGGACGAGGAAAUUGCGAUGCUCCAGCAUGCUGUCCAGCACCUCCGGGAAAAGCGGCCUUCUAGGUAUGGUUCCUUGGCCGCGGCACUCGCCUCAAAAGGCUUGCCAUUGGCGCUGACGGCAGUGCUGGGUCCUCCGCCCGCUACUCCAGCCGCAAAACCCAAGGCCUCUGCGUCUUCUGCCAAACCCAAAGGAGGUGCGCCCGCGCCACUGGUGGCAAUCCCACCGCUGCCGCCCGCAUUGAGCACGGCUCCAGAAGUCUUCGAGACAGCGCCACUCCUCCCACCCCUUCCCACCAGGCCUCCGGAGCCCCCACCUCCCCCAGCACCUCCCCCGCCACCCCCUCCACCCCCAAAGUGCCCUCCACCGCCAGCGCACCCAGACAACAAGCAAAAGCAUGAGGGGACGAAGGAGGAUCAGGCACCAGAGAUCGCCCAUCAAAUGUACAGCCGCGCUAGCUUGAAAUCCUGUACGGCCGCAGCCAAUCUCUCCGAUUGGUCCGAGCACAAAGAUGCCAAGACGGGCCGGACGUACUUCCACAACCGAGCGACCGGCGAGUCAACCUGGUCGAACCCCGCGCUCGCCAAAGCUGCAGCGCCAAGAACGAAGGAGCCCGAAGCUGGCCUCAUCCCGGGCACCAAGGAUCCGGUUCAGGAGGCUAGGUUGACAAUUCUGAAUGACUUCUUCCCAACGAGAGCCGAGAGCUGCUACAUCCGCACCAAAGCAUGUGCAGACGAGCAAAUCGUCUUCGAAGACGCUGCUGGCUUGGGCUUUGCAGAUGUCGCCCGCGAGCUUCUGUUGAUCAGCGGCUGCGCCAUUCUUCUGGAUAGGCCUUGCCCUCUGGACAUGGUCACCCUGCGACUGCUCCUCGGUUGCUCGGUACCUGGCCCUGGACAGAGGGACCAGGAGGGCCUCGAGGCUUCCUUACAGCUGUGGCUGCAUCAUCUGCAGGGCCACCGGCACCACCUCUUCGUGGUGCGCCGAUCGGGGGCCGUGGCCCUGCUUCUGCAGUUGUGCUUCGGGCCCUACCUCCGGCGCCAAUUUCGAAAAGCUGCUUCACACGGUCCCUUGACCUCCACUUGGCCCUUCCUCCACCUGGACGAGGACCUGAGGCCAUGGCCCCCACCCAUGUUGCCAUGUUUGCAGUCUCUUCUUUCCGGCUCCCCUCCGGUGCACUUGAGCGGGAAGGGUCCAGAACUGGAGCAGGCGGGCAAGCCAAUUUCAGCUCCCGUCGUUGCGACAGCGUGCCAUUCCCGUGCCCACGCUUCUGCCGUGGUCGGUCGCCUUGCCGGUGAGCUGCUCCAGAGCCAGGAGGUCGUCCUGGUGAUGCGCGGGUCUGCGGACGAGACUGAUUUCCAGUCGGUGCGAGAGACACUGUCGGUGCCUCCUCUCGGCUUUGUGGAACUUCUGUGCACCACCGACCCGGCCGUGAUAGGCGAUGUGAUGGUCCCAACAUCCUCACGGCCGUCGGCAUCGCAGCCGGACAGGGUCAUGCCGAUGUCCAUCCUUCGAGCAGGACCCAUGGAAUGUGAUACGGUCCAUGGCACGUGGCCACGCAUGCGUGACGGCUUGUGUUGGGCGGAGGAAGCGAUCGAUCACGGCAGUGGUGCGACCGAAUCAGCACUGGCCUUGGCAAAAGACCGCAAGCGUACUUCAAUUCCUGUGAUCUCAGAAAGGCGCUUGGUCGACUUUUACCAGGUCGAGAACCGGGGCCUGGCCUUUGCGAGCACUCAGACGGCCAGCAGGGAACCCCGAAGCAACACAAGGAUCACACUCAAAGCGACGGGCGAAGUCCGAGCCUGCAGGACCAUUCGCCGGCGUAGGGUGGACUCCUACAGCGCGUCGAAGGAAGUUGAAAUCCUGCGCACUGACCAUCCGAACAUCGUGAAAUUGUUCGAGGUGUUUGAGGAUGAGGUCAACAUGUACGUCAUCCUUCAGUGGUGCGAGGGUGGCAACAUCCUGGAGCGUAUUCAGAAGGAGCCAGACCUUUCAGAAUCUGCAGUGGCGCACAUUCUGCAGCAGGUGCUGCACGCGGCUUGUCAUUUGCACCUGAACCUGAUCUGCCACCGCAACCUCACACUGGAGCACAUCUGCUUGUUCGAGCGGAACCUUCCGCUGGAAAAGAGCGUAGUGAAGAUUUGGGACUUUGAGCUGGCGACGACGCUGCCGAAGGAGGGUGCCAGCAUGAGCGAAAGCAUUGUGGAGCAUG
Molecule: messenger RNA, 5245 nt
Organism: Symbiodinium necroappetens
Lineage: Eukaryota; Dinophyceae; Suessiales; Symbiodiniaceae
Source: the annotation of a GenBank genome assembly